Molecule: messenger RNA, 889 nt
Organism: Mytilus californianus (California mussel)
Lineage: Eukaryota; Metazoa; Mollusca; Bivalvia; Mytilida; Mytilidae
Exons: 4
Coding region: 47-889 (280 amino acids)
Source: RefSeq, a predicted model, not a curated record
UUCUGUUGGGUUUGACAGGGCAAAGAAACUUCUUCCAAAUUCUAAAAUGGUAAAAACCAGUGAUAGAAAUCAUAUAAUCAUAAAUAUCACCAAAAAGCUGUACAGCCUAAAACCAAAGCAAAAGGAGUUGACGCCAAUGGUAAUAAAUGCAAUUACCAAGAAUUAUUCCUACAUGUUGGCACAAAACCAAGGCAGUCCAGAAAAAAUUGAAAAAGGAGUAAGAGGGAUGAUUGACCAUAUGUAUGGGAAACACCAAACCUGUGAUAUGAAAUGGUGUGGUUAUCUAAAAGACAGAACAUCAUACAGGCACACAAACUUACCCUUUGGAAAGGACUUGACAUCUGAAAGCCUCAAAGCUGAUCUAGAGAAAUUGUUUCUGGGAAAAAUUGAAAGCCAAUCAAAGAAACUGUCAAAACUUGCUAGUUCCCAAGCAAAUGAAAGCUUUAACCAUACGGUCUCAACCAAAGCAGCAAAAAAUAAGCAUUAUUCUGGUUCCUCAAGUUUAAAUUAUCGUGUCAGUGCAGCAGUCUUACAAAAAAAUGAGGGAUAUGGUUAUGUGUCAAAGGUUAGUGAAGCAGCUGGAUUGUCACCUGGGAAUGAGACUAUCAAGAGGGCUAUACGAUUGAAUAGAAAGAGGAAUAAAAAAUCUGAAAGAGCCAAAACAAAGCAGCACAAAAAAAGAAGAAUCAAUCUAAAAAAAGAAAGAUCAGGAAAAAGUACCGGUGUUGAAAUAAGAGAAGGAAGAACUUAUGAAAGUGAAAUAGGAAUGAACAAUGAGAAGUUAGAUGAAGAAAUCCCUGCUCCAAUGAAUGCAUCUUUAUGUAUACCGAUAGAUAUUUCUACAGCUCCACUGGUAGUCUUUGAUUUAGAAACUACAAGCCUAUCUUAA